AUGAAGGCUUUGCAUGAACAUGGUUUCCCUGUUCCAAGUGCUGUGGAUUGCAAUCGCCAUUGUGUCGUUAUGUCGCUUGUUCGAGGUUAUUCACUUGUGCAGGUGAAGCAAUUGCAAAACCCAGAUAUAGUUUUUGAAACAAUCAUUGGUCUUGUUGUUCGCAUGGCAGAGCAUGGCCUUAUUCACUGUGAUUUCAAUGAGUUCAACAUAAUGAUUGAUGAUGAGGAGAAGGUCACUAUGAUUGAUUUCCCACAAAUGGUUUCAGUAUCUCAUUAUAAUGCACAGAUGUUUGGCCUGUCUUUUCAAGAACAUGAAGAUGAAUCUAAUGGUUCUGAGGUAGAUUUAGAUGAGAUUGGCAAGCCUAAUUUUUCUUGCAUAACAAAAGUCGCUGGUUUCCUAGACAAGGAACUUGCUGCUAGUGGUUUUACUAGAAAGGAUCAGGAUGACAUUGACAAGGUAUGA
Messenger RNA from Ilex paraguariensis (yerba mate), 462 nucleotides. The record is from the annotation of a GenBank genome assembly. Lineage: Eukaryota; Viridiplantae; Streptophyta; Magnoliopsida; Aquifoliales; Aquifoliaceae.